Molecule: messenger RNA, 2346 nt
Organism: Malania oleifera
Lineage: Eukaryota; Viridiplantae; Streptophyta; Magnoliopsida; Santalales; Ximeniaceae
Product: signal peptide peptidase-like 2
Exons: 14
Coding region: 446-2083 (545 amino acids)
Biological process (GO): membrane protein proteolysis
Cellular component (GO): cytoplasmic side of endoplasmic reticulum membrane; Golgi-associated vesicle membrane; lysosomal membrane
Molecular function (GO): aspartic endopeptidase activity, intramembrane cleaving
Source: RefSeq, a predicted model, not a curated record
AGGUUUCAGCAGACGUCGUCUUCUUCGGCGGCCUAUUAAACUGUUCGGAUGUACGGCGCCACUCCAUUGCCUAAUAAUUAUACUUUCUUCCAGUUAAUUUAAUUUAAUUUGAUUGAACACCCAAAAAUUUUAAAUCUCUGCCAAGGCGACUUUGACCGACCCCAACAAAGGAAACCUCGAUUCAACGACACCGUUUUUACCUACGCACUUAUCAAACGACGACGUUUACGCCUACCCGUGUCUGGUGAUCGCCGCCUACUGACCUCACUUUCUUCAAACUCCGUUGAUUCGUUCAUCUACUUUCAAUAAUUUUAUCAGUGUUCUGUUGUUGAAAAAAAGCAGGCUUUGAUUUUGGUGGAGCCUCUCUCUCUCUCUCUCUCUCUCUCUCUAUGUGGUGUGAGAUUGGGAUGCAGAGCAAGAAGGCUCAUCUGGGUGAAUAGAUUUAAUGGAUUUAGUUAGAGUUUGGGGGGCUAUCUUGGUGUCUGCGGUGGUGCUUCUGCUAUUUGCUCCUGCUACUGUGACAGCAGGGGACAUUGUCCAUGAUGACGAUUUGGCUCCCAAGAAGCCUGGUUGCGAGAACGACUUCGUUUUGGUAAAAGUUCAAACAUGGGUUGAUGGUGUAGAAGAUAGAGAAUUUGUUGGUGUUGGGGCUAGAUUUGGGACUACAAUUGUGUCUAAGGAGAAAAAUGCAAACCGGACACACCUUACUCUUUCAAACCCUCGGGAUUGUUGCAGUCCGCCAAAAAACAAGCUUGCUGGGAAUGUUGUCAUGGUUCACCGAGGCAACUGCAAAUUCACAACUAAGACAAAUGUUGCAGAAGCAGCUGGUGCUGCAGCGGUGCUUAUUAUAAAUAACCAGAAAGAACUUUACAAAAUGGUUUGCGAGCCUGAUGAAACUGAUCUAGAUAUAAAGAUACCUGCUGUUAUGCUCCCACGAGAUGCUGGUUUAAGCUUGGAGAAAAUGUUAAUGAAUAGCUCAUCGGUUUCUGUGCAGCUAUACUCUCCACAACGACCUCUAGUUGAUAUAGCCGAAGUAUUUUUAUGGCUGAUGGCAGUAUGUACCAUCUUGUGUGCAUCUUACUGGUCCGCUUGGAGUGCCCGGGAAGCAGCUAUUGAACAGGACAAGCUAUUAAAGGAUGCUUCAGAUGAAUUUCCACAUGCCAACAGUGUCGGUGAUAGUGGAGUGGUGGACAUCAACACAAUAUCAGCAGUCUUGUUUGUGCUUAUUGCCUCAUGCUUCUUGGUUAUACUCUACAAACUUAUGUCACUCUGGUUCGUUGAGCUUUUGGUUGUUCUUUUCUGCGUAGGCGGUGUAGAGGGAUUGCAAACUUGCUUGGUUGCUUUAUUAUCCAGGUGGUUUAAGCGUGCUGGAGAAUCAUUCAUAAAAGUACCUAUCUUUGGAGCUGUGUCGUACCUUACUCUGGCAGUUUCUCCAUUCUGCAUUGCAUUUGCUGUUGUUUGGGCAGUUAAUCGAACUGUCAACUUUGCCUGGAUAGGUCAGGAUAUACUUGGAAUUGCGCUGAUCAUUACUGUUCUUCAAAUUGUGCGCAUACCUAAUCUCAAGGUGGGUACAGUUCUUCUAAGUUGUGCUUUCAUGUACGACAUCUUUUGGGUGUUCGUUUCUAAGAAGUUGUUCCACGAAAGUGUAAUGAUUGUGGUGGCUCGUGGAGAUAAAAGUGGAGAAGAUGGUAUUCCAAUGCUACUGAAGAUCCCCCGCAUGUUUGAUCCUUGGGGUGGCUACAGCAUUAUCGGAUUUGGUGACAUCCUCUUACCUGGACUGGUAGUAGCAUUUUCACUCAGGUAUGAUUGGCUGGCAAAGAAGAAUCUCCGAGCUGGAUACUUCUUAUGGGCAAUGUUUGCUUAUGGAUUAGGGCUUCUCGUUACGUACGUGGCGUUAAACUUGAUGGAUGGGCAUGGGCAACCAGCACUGCUGUACAUAGUCCCAUUCACACUAGGGACUUUUAUAACACUGGGGAGGAAGAGAGGUGAUCUGAAGAUUCUGUGGACGAGAGGAGAACCAGAAAGGGUCUGUCCACACAUUCACCUCCACCAAUCUUCUGAGGAAUUGAACCAGGAAAAAUAAGACUUGCCACUUUCCUCUUUUUUUUUUUUUUUUUUUUUUUUCUUUUUAAAUUUUGUGUGUGCAUGUUUGUGUAAUUAUAUUAUAGUUUAUUGUUGUAUGCUAGCUAGGGUCACCAAGGUUAUGGGGAAAGAAUCUCCCUCCAUGUCAAAAGGCCUCGUUACAAUAUCAAAGUGUUGUAGGAGCUUUGUGCACUUUAAAUUGAAACUCACUCUCUGUUUAUGAUUAGUUGAGAAAAAUGUGCAUUUAGGAGUUGUGUUUCAAAA